CCCUUACAUUUUCGAAGGGUCAACGAGACAUGGAAAGCCUCAACUCAUACAUCGAUUUAUCGAAAUAACCUCUGCUCUCCCACUUCCUUCUAUUCAAAAAGGCAAACAACCCUUAAACAAACAUACCCGAUUUCAUAAAUGAUCGUAGCAGGAUAUUUUUGACCAUUUUCCGUUUUAUUCAACUAUGGACCCAAAAGUGUAAUCCUAGUACACCAAAAAAAGAGAGGGAAACUUUUAAAGAUUUCAAAACAAAUUAAAUACUGAGCUGUUUUGUACCAUUGGCCAUCACUGUUCCCUAUUUGUGGGUUCUCAGUAACACACAGAGCUCAGAAAGGUUGUAGAGGCUAACAAUGGUGAAAGCGGGAAGAAAAAGAGGUGCACCAGCUGAAGAAGAACCAAAUGACGGAGCAGUAGAUUAUGAGAAGCAAAGGGCUGAGAGAAUCAAAGAGAACAAAGACAGACUGCACAAACUUGGUAUUCUCGAACUCACAAAAAACCUAAAUCCCCCUUCCAAGAAACUCACCACUCCUCGAGUCAGCCGCCAGGCGGUGUCAAUUGAUGACCCACCUCGCCGCUCUUUUAGGUUGAAGGAUAAGCCUCCAGUUAGUUACAUAGAAAGGAUGAUUCCCAAGACAGAUAAGGUAUCAACGCAGGAUGUGGAGAUUAACAUAGAAGAAGGUGAAAACCCUGAGUUCUACACAGAGGAGCAUGAAAAGCUUUUAGGUGAUUGCCAGAAUGCUUGGACUCUCUGUGUUGAUGGUUAUGAUGAAGAUGGUCAGCGUGUAUAUGAUCCUGAUAAUGGCAAGUCAUGCCAUCAGUGCAGGCAGAAAACUCUUGGUCAACGCACUGCGUGUAGCAAUUGCAAGCUCGGUCAAGGACAAUUCUGUGGAGAUUGUCUGUACACGAGGUAUGGCGAGAAUGUCAUUGAAACAAAUGAAAAUGCAAACUGGAUUUGCCCUGUCUGCCGAGGAAUAUGCAAUUGCAGUCGAUGCAGGCAUGAAAAGGGGUAUGCAGCAACUGGUGCAAUCUACAGAAAGGUACUGCGUCUUGGUUACAAAUCUGUGGCUCACUACCUUGUCAAAACUCGAAUGGUAGUGACCACGAAUAUCUAAGCUCUGCAGAUUCACCUUCCAGGAAGAGUACAGUGCCAUUCACAGAGUUCAAUAAUACUCUCUCAACUUCUCAAAC
This is a messenger RNA of Solanum pennellii, 1188 nucleotides long. Its product is annotated as cell division cycle-associated 7-like protein. Gene Ontology annotation, cellular component: nucleus. The record is from RefSeq and is a predicted model, not a curated record. Gene Ontology annotation, biological process: regulation of DNA-templated transcription. Lineage: Eukaryota; Viridiplantae; Streptophyta; Magnoliopsida; Solanales; Solanaceae.